Messenger RNA from Nannospalax galili (Upper Galilee mountains blind mole rat), 2636 nucleotides. It is a transcript of the gene Def6, whose product is annotated as DEF6 guanine nucleotide exchange factor. NCBI's taxonomy places the organism in Eukaryota, Metazoa, Chordata, Mammalia, Rodentia, Spalacidae. Gene Ontology annotation, cellular component: cytoplasm; nucleus. The record is from RefSeq and is a predicted model, not a curated record. The transcript is spliced from 11 exons. Bases 60 to 1952 code for a protein of 630 amino acids.
UUCCUGAAACCGGAUCUUGGUGUCAGAGCCGCCCAUGGGCCGGGGCGGGCGCCUCAGCCAUGGCCCUGCGCAAGGAGCUGCUCAAGUCCAUCUGGUACGCCUUCACCGCACUGGACGUGGAAAAGAGUGGCAAGGUCUCCAAAUCCCAGCUCAAGGUGCUGUCCCACAACCUGUACACGGUCCUGCACAUUCCCCAUGACCCCGUCGCCCUGGAGGAGCACUUCCGAGAUGACGAUGAUGGGCCCGUGUCCAGCCAAGGUUACAUGCCCUACCUCAACAAGUACAUUCUGGACAAGGUGGAGGAAGGAGCUUUUGUUAAAGAGCACUUUGAUGAGCUGUGUUGGACACUGACGGCCAAGAAGAACUAUCAAGCAGACAGCAACGGGAAUGAUCUGCUCUCCAAUCAGGAUGCCUUCCGCCUCUGGUGCCUCUUCAACUUCCUCUCUGAGGACAAGUACCCCUUGAUCAUGGUUCCUGAUGAGGUAGAAUACCUGCUGAAGAAGUUGCUCAGCAGCAUGAGCUUGGAGAUGGGCCUGGGCGAGCUGGAGGAACUGUUGGCCCAGGAGGCCCAAGCAGCCCAGAACUCCGGGGGGCUCAGCGUCUGGCAGUUCCUAGAGCUCUUCAACUCUGGCCGCUGCCUGCGGGGCGUGGGACGGGACACCCUCAGCAUGGCCAUCCAUGAAGUCUACCAAGAACUCAUCCAAGAUGUCCUGAAACAGGGCUAUCUGUGGAAGAGAGGGCACCUGAGGAGGAACUGGGCAGAACGCUGGUUCCAGCUGCAGCCCAGCUGCCUCUGCUACUUUGGGAGUGAAGAGUGCAAGGAGAAGAGAGGCACCAUCCCACUAGAUGCUCAGUGCUGUGUGGAGGUGCUGCCGGACCGCGAAGGAAAGCGCUGCAUGUUUUGCGUGAAGACUGCCAGCCGCACUUACGAGAUGAGCGCUUCCGACACGCGCCAGCGCCAGGAGUGGACGGCGGCCAUCCAGACCGCCAUUCGGCUGCAGGCGGAGGGAAAGACGUCGCUGCACAAGGACCUGAAACAGAAGCGGCGUGAACAGCGGGAGCAACGGGAGCGGCGUCGGGCGGCCAAGGAGGAGGAGCUUCUGCGGCUGCAGCAGCUGCAGGAAGAGAAGGAGCGGAAGCUGCAGGAGCUGGAGCUGCUGCAGGAGGCCCAGAGGCAGGCCGAGCGGCUGCUGCAGGAGGAGGAGGAGCACCGCCGCAUCCAGCACCGCGAGCUGCAGCAGGCUCUGGAGGGCCAGCUGCGUGAGGCGGAGCAGGCCCGGGCCUCCAUGCAGGCGGAGAUGGAGCUGAAGAAGGAAGAGGCGGCCCGGCAGCGGCAGCGCAUAGCAGAGCUGGAGGAGAUGCAGGAGCGGUUGAAGGAGGCGCUGCACCUGGAGGUGAAAGCCAGGCAGGAUGAGGAGGCGGUGCGCCUCGCCCAGACCAGGCUGCUGGAGGAGGAGGAGGAGAAGCUGAAGCAGCUGAUGCAGCUGAAGGAGGAGCAGGAACGCUACAUCGAGCGCGCGCAGCAGGAGAAGCAGGAGCUGGAGCAGGAGAUGGCACUGCAGAGCCGCUCCCUACAGCAGGCCCAGCAGCAGCUGGAGGAGGUGCGGCAGAACCGGCAGAGAGCAGACGAGGACGUGGAGGCUGCCCAGAGGAAGUUGCGCCAGGCCAGCACCAAUGUGAAACACUGGAAUGUCCAGAUGAACAGGCUCAUGCAUCCGAUUGAGCCAGGAGAUAAGCGUCCUACCACCAGCAGCUCCUUCACCGGCUUCCAGCCCCCUCUUCUUGCCCGCCGGGAUUCCUCCCUAAAGCGCCUGACCCGCUGGGGGUCCCAAGACAACAGAACCCUCUCAGCCAACAGCAGUGAACAGAAAUCUCUCAAUGGCAGGGAUGAGACUCCGGGCUCGGCUCCCACCUCUCAGGAAGAUAAACUGGACACAGCACCAGAAAAUUAGCCUCUCCCUACCCCUUGUUCUUCCAACACGGGGGCUAGCAGGACCCGGCCACAGCUGGCCUGUGGGUGGGUGAAGCUGACCUCUGCUAGGAGAGGGAGCUAAGGUCCUGGGGCCAGGGACCCAGGUCCACCCACCCUAAGCUGGUCCAGAAUGGGAUUUGGUUCAUCUUUUUUCACUGGGCCCAGACCAUGGAGAUUGUCUAGGCUGUUAAUACUUGAGAAUUUGGAGCUGUGCUUCAGCCCCAGGGACCCUGUGACCAGACCUAGGAAAGCAAGCAAGAUAAAGGCCAUUUGCUCCCCAGACUACCACCAAGUUCUGGAGUCGUAUUUCCAAAUAAAACCUCUGUUAGAAUGAAUGAGUGGCAAGUCUGCCCUCCUCUCCUGCCCUUUCCUCCUUCCUACCUACUGUCCCUCAAGUUCAAGUUCUAGAUCCCAAAGGCAGCCAGUGCGGUGAGGCGAUGAGGAACUUGGACUGUGGGGCUGAACCCAGCUCUGCCACUUACUAACCAAAAGACUUCAGUCAAGUUUGAUCACCACUCUGCACUUCACUCCCUACAUUGGUCGAUGGACAUGUUCAUAGUGCCUGUUGUAGAGGGUGUGUGUGGGCCCAGUGUUUGGACAGGUGCUGCCCCUCCUUUGCGUCAGAUGUGUUGAGCAUCUAUUCUCUGCCCAGAGGCUGUUUCAU